AAGGCCCUAGCGUGGUGUGUAACGUAACAUUCCAUUGAGAAGAAGAGGGAAAGAUGGCGUCCUCUAACAAUCCCCGCAAAUUUAGCGAGAAAAUCGCUUUGCAUAAUCAGAAACAGGCGGAGGAAACUGCUGCGUUUGAAGAAGUGAUGAAAGACCUAAACAUCACCAGAGCUGCGCGGUUGCAGUUACAGAAGACCCAGUAUUUGCAACUAGGGCAGAAUCGUGGACAGUACUAUGGAGGCUCACUGCCCAAUGUCAAUCAGAUUGGAAAUGGCAACAUUGACCUGCCUUUUCAGAACUCGGUACUGGAUACCAGCCGGACUACUAGGCACCACGGGUUGGUGGAGCGUGUUUACCGUGACCGGAACCGCAUCACGUCUCCUCACCGCCGGCCGCUGUCAGUCGACAAACAUGGACGCCAGAUUGACAGCUGUCCUUACAGCUCAGUUUACCUCUCACCACCGCCAGACACUAGCUGGAGAAGGACAAAUUCGGACUCUGCCUUACACCAGAGCGCCAUGAAUCCGAAGCCCCAGGAGGUGUUUGCAGGGGGAUCACAGGAGCUGCAGCCUAAACGAGUACUGCUGCUAACAGUGCCUGGGAUGGAGAAUUCAGAGUCAAAUGCAGACAAGGAUGCGCAGGAACAGUUGUGGGAUGGCGAGAAGGAUGAUUCAUCAAAGCCCAACACAUGUGAUGUCCCGGGAAUCAAUAUAUUCCCAUCACCAGACCAGGAGUUAAACCCGUCCAUGCUCCCAGCUGCACACAACACCGGUGGUUCGCUGCCUGACCUGACAAACAUCCAGUUCCCUCCUCCGCUGUCCACCCCGCUGGACCCCGAGGACGCCGUGGCCUUCCCCUCCCUCAGCUCGUCCAACAGCACGGGCAGCCUGACCACCAACCUCACCCACCUGGGCAUCAGUGCUGCCAGCCAUGGGAUCCCCACCUCCUCUCAGCCCACCAUGACUGUGACGGCACAGCGCCGGCAACCACCCGUGGUGCCGCUCAGCCUCACCUCUGACCUCCAUCUCCAACAGUCCCCACAGCAGCUUUCCCCCACCCUCUCCUCACCCAUUAACAUCUCGCAGGUCGUGCCAACAGAGUCGUUGACCCUGGAGCAGCAGCUCUCUCAGUUCCCGCUGUUCAACCAGCUGACGGCCCAGGCCCAGGCUCAGCUGCUCAGUGAGCUCCAGAAGCAGCAGCAGGUCCUGCCGCAGGGCAUCCAGCUCAUCACAUUGCCAACUCUGGCCUCCCCUGGUACCACUACAAGCAGCCCCUCCCCAGACAGCCAGAGCCAGACCACCGCCAGCAUCAGUAUCGGCUCGUACCGCAAUCAGACUGGCUCACCAGCCACUCAGUCACCAACCUCCCCAGGCUCCAAUCAAGGCUUCUCCCCCGGCGGCUCGCCUCAACACAUUCCCUUGGUGGGCAGUAUAUUUGGCGACUCCUUCUAUGAUCAGCAGUUGGCAUUAAGGCAGACCAAUGCCCUUUCUCAUCAGCUGGAGCAGUUCAACAUGAUCGAGAACCCCAUCAGCUCCACCAGCCUUUUCAACCAGUGCUCCACCCUUAACUACACACAAGCAGCCAUGAUGGGCCUCACCGGGAGCAGCCUACAGGACUCGCAGCAACUCGGCUACAGUAGCCAUGGCAACAUCCCCAACAUCAUCUUAACAGUCACAGGGGAGUCUCCGCCGAGCCUCUCCAAAGAGCUGACCAACUCUCUGGCGGGUGUUGGUGAUGUCAGCUUCGACGCAGACUCUCAGUUCCCUCUGGACGAGCUGAAGAUCGACCCGCUCACCCUGGACGGACUGCACAUGCUCAACGACCCCGACAUGGUGCUUGCCGACUCCGCCACCGAGGACACGUUCAGGAUGGACAGGCUGUAACGCGAGAGGCUGACUGUGGCCGAGAACAAGAAGAAGAAAAAACCCACACUAACUUGUGAAUGGAGAGAAGCAAAGGGCCUGAUGAACCCUCUCCCUCGUUGCAUGGCCGUCCAGCUGUCCGACCUCGCCCUCGACUCCGUGAAGCCCUUUGAAACGAUGCGCCACCAAUAGACAACAGGGAAAAAGACAUCCAGUGGCUUGCCAGGGGAAUGGCCUCGCUGUCGUUUUGAAUGAGAUUCGUCGCUCGGCGCUUUCGCUAGCCUGCUGUGUUUACGGUGUACCAUUACAUGCCACAUAUAUUCCAAAAACGCACAUUUGACAAUUCUUUUCUUUAUUUUCAUAUCCACUUUAAUAUUUGUUUUGUUGAUAUUUGCUUGUAGCAGGAAGCUGCUAGGACAUUGGGCUAAACCGUACCCGUUUAUAUUGGCUGUGUUUAAAAAAAGAAAAAGAAAAACAUAGCACAGCCCUGCAAUCAAAUGAAUCGGUUUUCCCAUCAUGCCGUAACGGCUUUCUAUUUCACACUCAAAGCUUUAUUUUUGACAACCAAAUGUUAUUUUCAUCAUGUACUGUAUGUUUUGAUGCUUUAUGUAUUUACAUGUUUUAUUUAUUUAGUUACAGAUUUUAUAUUCCAUUUCAUAAUUUAAAUUUGAUGCCAAAAUGCUCUCUGUAGGCAUAGUGUAAAAUUGCACUGAUGUAAUUUGUGUCUAUUUAUUAAUUACUAACAUAUUUAUGUGUUUGUUAAGCUACUUGGUUAAUGAAGGAGUGCAAAACCUCCCCAUAGUUGCUCUUAGGUGUUGGAUGUGCCAUUCUCUGAUGAAGGAUGUGGUAGACGUUGCCAUGCUGCAGCCCAACGCUCAAAUCUAAAUAUCAUAGUUUUUAGCACAGCUCCAGGAAAUGCUGCGGGCUCCAGAAAUGGGUUGGUUUUACGUCCCUUGAACUAACUUUUUCUGAGAGAAAUCUUCAGGUAUUUCUAUUUAACUAGAAAGCAAGAAAAACGCGUCCAAAUUAAUUUUCUGCCAGUAUAUAUAUCCGGACUGAACUUCUUUUCAGUGAAGGAAGCUGUCUGUUUUUAAACACUAAAAUCUUAAAUCUUUUUAAGUCGUCACUGUGAAAUCACCUGAUUUUGCCUUACAUGAGUAUUCUACUGUUCUACUUAAGUGUCUAAUGUGACAACGUAUUUUCGUAACUUAUUGUAACAUUUUCUUGUAUUUGAGAGGAACUUAACUUUUGGUCCGUGAUAUUUGUGGUUAUGUUGUGUAAGGUUUGACAAAUCAAUGUACUGUAUUUUGUAUCAGUACAGUUUAUAGCCAAAUUGUUGAUGUUUUUUAAAGUAGGGCUAAAAACGAAAACAAACAAAAAAAAAAUCAAAGGAUGGGUUUAAAGUGUUUGAGAAGGAGUGCAAUUAUGGGGAGGCUUUUUGCUCUUUGACAGGGAAACUCUAACAAAAACGCUACUUUGCCACAGAGGUCAUCAAAAACAAAAGUAUCAUGCAAAGUGUAUGAAUUUUAAUGGCCGAAUGGUUAUGUUAUAUGAUGCAAAUAUAGUUAUUAUGAACAUGAGGAUGUUUUUUAUUGAAGAAUGUCUGUUUACUCCAUUUAGUAAACAGAUAAGGGGGUCUGUUUAAGAAAAGCGUGUAUAGGUCAUCGCUGUUGGGCAGAAACCUCGUAAUUCCAUAUUUUGUUUAAAACCCAAAACAAAACUGUCCCAUAAACUGUAGGAUGUAGUAGAGUCUACAACUGUUUACGCCACAUUUACAACUGAAAAAUGUUUACACAAGUUUCAUCUGAACAUGUACUGUACAUAUUAAUAUCAUCUCUGACUGCAUCCAAUCUCCUUUGCCAAAAUGUGUCAAACAAAGUGUGUCAAAGUUCUGUCUGCCUUGGCCUUUUGUCAGAGUUUCCCUGAGAGAGGUGUGUUUAGGUCUGUGGGAUCACGUUUGGUAUAUUGUAAUGUUGAUGUACAGACGUACUAAUCAUUUACUCAUCUAAAGCGCUGUCCCCCUCCUCCCUCCCGAUAAGGAAUCACGUGUGGUUUAAUGCACACAGUUGUACAAUUUGUUUCAGUUGAAAUGUUUGUCUGCUGUAAUCCUCCAUCAAAGGUUUUGUUUGCCUUCAACAGAUCUGUGAUUCCUAUGCAAAUGAGAAACACACAAAAAAAAAAGACAACCCUUAAAGGAAAAAUCCACCUCUGAUGUUUUAUUGUUUCAACACGUUCCAGAAGUUGAGCUGGAUUUAUUCUUCUGAAAUGUUGCGGUAAUGGAGGCAGAGAGGAACUACUGAGAUAAAGAAAGAACUGUUCAUUUCCAGCGCCGGCUGUUUUCUCCUACACGUUACUGUUAGAGAUCGUUGAUAGUGAAGACAGCUUUGAGUAAUUUGAAGAAAAGCUCGUGAUUCUCCUUUUCAGUAACACCGGACACAUUGGUAGCAUAACCUAGCAAGGCCCUUCACAGUGCACAUCUCAGUCCUCUCCGUCAUCAUUGCUCUGUGUUACAGAGCAGCUAAAGUCCCAAAUUGUUGGAUUUUUUUUUAUUGUCACAUUUUUUAUUUUAACUUAUUUAUGGUCUUUCUGUCAGGGCUUUGCAGGCUCCUUACUCUUUUACUUAUUAUUGCUUCAACAAAACAAGGAAUGCCCAUCUCAGUUCUCUACUUUUUAGUCAGUGGACACAUUUGUAAUUUGAGAUGAAGCUCAACAUCGGCGCUCUGUGUUAGAAAAUGGAAGAAAAAAUUUAAACUGUAUGAGCAUUUCAAGUGUUGCUAUGACAAUCAACGAGUGAAAUCGUAAACUGAACUAUACAUUUAUUUUUACACCAGAGUAACAAGAAACAUAAAUCCAGCUGUACUUUGAACUUUUUUUUUUUUUUUUUUUUUUUUUGUGAAUCUCUACUUCUUCAGUUGGUAAUUUCCUACAUUUUUCCAGACGUCACUUGAACACAUCUCUUCCUGUGGGACUGUUGAACAAAACAGCUGCUGUAUAAGGAAACCCUUUCUCUUUAAUCCCACAGAAACAGACGCCAAACCUGAUUUUCUGUUGAUGUUUUAGAUCAAUGACCCAUUUCACUGUAGUUGCUGGAAAUAUCCACACACCUGUUAACCCAUAGGAGGAAGAAAAAUAAACCACUAAAAAAAUGGUUUGCACGGAAAUGCACAACACUUUCCCAGAAGCAGUUUUUAUUUGUUGGAUUUUUCCUUUAAGUCCCUGAAACAAAUGUAUAGAACUCAUUCUCUACAGAUUUACAUGUUUCCAAAUGUGGUUUUCCUAAAACAAAAUGUGUGAGCACAAACUUCACUGUUGCAUUGCCAGUGAUUUGAGCUUUUCCCCAUCCCUUUACUCCGUGUCAUCCUGCUGAAUACUAGUCAUUCACACUGACCUUGUACAUACGCUAUAGCUGAAACAAAAUGCAUGACUAAACUGACAGUCAAAACCUCUAAAUGAAGGCCUUCUAUAGCUCUGCAGGUUUGAUUUGUGUAACGUAACGCUAUCACAAAGUCUAAAGGGAUGCAUGUAUGGGUUUCUCCUGUGCAACAGUUAACUCCUGUUAAGUGACUCUUUUACCUCCAUCUGUGUAUAAUGCUACUUCACGAAUGAUAAGAGAAUGUAUUUUCUGUGGCAGUGUCCUAGUUCUAGCCUGUUUGCCAAAUGUUGGAGUUUAUUGGUCCCAUCACGGUCGGACCGGACUUGUUCUUCUUCUCUCUGCUCUUCAGUCGCCCCCCCCUCUCCUCCUCUGAGGAAUCAGUCUCUCUCUUUCUCUUCCUACUGUAGCAUCUCACCACGUACGAGUGUAAACAGCCGAUUCUCGUACAAAAAUAACCCGCAGUCGAUCCGGCCCCCUCCUCUCCGUCAACACAACCCUUUUGGCUUUCUUAAGAAAAUGGAAGCAGGUUCUGUCUCGUAGAUUGGCACGCGCACUGAUCGUUUGCGUAUGUGGACUUGAAUCUUCUGAAGCUUCUGCAUUACGCAGUCAACUGCAUGACAUGAUAGACACAUUGAGCUGAUUCAUAUCCCAUGGUAUGUAAAGGAGUUUGAUCUAGCGAUGCUGAGUUUGUUUAAAGAUAUGACUUUUUUAUGUUGUUGCCUAUCAUGUCAGGUUUUGGACUGUGUAAAGUGUAAUUCUGUUUUUUCUAUUGAUUUGUUUGUUUUUUCUGUUUUUUUUGUGCUUUGCUAUGUUUGCUUUGUGCUAUGUUUAGUCCACUAGUUGCUUUGCACUUUAUUUGUGACUUCCUGGCUUUUGAGCAGGGACUGUUCUGCCCGAUGUGAAUGCUGACCGUUUCACUCCAGAUGUUUACUCCGGAGAUAUUUUCCAUGUCAAAGAAAAGAUGAAUUCUCUAUUUUCCUUUGUAAACUAUAUUUUGGCUUGUCUUGUUUUUUUUUUUAUCUGUGAAGAUUUUAGGGGAUGCAAAACUAGAAAGGGCUUACUCCAGUGCAGCUUGCGCUCUCGUGUUGGAAAGGAACGGCACUCCGAAUGUAUUUCUUUGUUGGUCAUUUUUUCCCCCCCACGUGAAAAAUUGCAGUUUGAGCGAGUCACGGUUCUUAAAAAGACAAUAGAUACUAGUUAGUCACAAAUACUCAAAUGAAGCUGUGUGCAUCGUGACCACACGUUCUGUGCUGCAACACAGUCUCACUUUGUGAAAUGAACUGCAACUCUUAAAUGUAUAUUACAUGAUUUGGACAUGAGAAAUUUGACUCCAUCAAAAUGAAAAUAUGUCAAACAACUCUUCUCCAGUACAGCAUGCUUAAUCUAACAAACAUUUCCGGCUACAGAAAACACCUACAUGCAAAACAUUUGGCAAACGAAGCGUGUUGUACUGGAGAAGAGUUGUUAGACACGUUCUGAUUUUGACGGACUUGCAUUGAAGCUUACACUCCUCUGGAUAUCUAGUGUGCGCACUCAAAGUUAACAGAAAGUGUGACAAAGGUAUUAGAUACCUUUUUCACUUGUCUAACAAGGUUAGCUAACAGCAACACUAUCACUGGUGAAGAUUUGAGUUCAUGUUAGGCAGCUAAUACACCUUUGAUUCAUGUAAGGAAAUAAAAAAGGCAUGUAUUUGGGGAAAAAAAGGUCAACUUUGCUCAGCAGAGUUAUUGUUGAGUUAUGUAACUUUCAUGGGAAACAUUUCCUUCUGUCUGAGUCUGAGGCUAAACACUGAAAUACGGAAAGCAAAACUUUUCAGGCUAACGAAAGUCCAUUUUCCAAACCGACGAGAUGAAGAAAUCACCUUCAUGUAUAUUUUCUAAUAGUCUUGUAAAGUAUUUAGUUUUGACUCAUCUGCUGGUUUUAGUCUGAGACACCACUGACUUGCAUUACUCGUUUGCACAGCUUUUGUUUGUGUUGUGUUAAAAAGCAGUGAAGCUAAAGUCGUGUCCCAAACUGAAGAAGCAGACGAGCGAAGCUCAAACAGGAGUCCUGUGUCUAAAGGCGGUCUUUAAUGCUUGUUCCCAGAGUGUUUUAGGUCUGAUUAAAAUGUCCCUUUAAUAACACGGGGUUUUCUAAACGACUCUACAACUGUCUCUGGAAAAACGCAGUUUAGUUUCCACUUGAAGCUUAUAGUGAGAAUAGCAUAAUAUCACUGUUGUCCUGUAAGUCGUAGUAAAAGAUCUGUAGUUAUUUAUUUGUUGCCAUGUGAUUCUUCUUAUGUGACCAUUUGUUUAUAAGAUGAAAGAAAAAAAUGUCAAUUAAAUUGAAUGUGGAAGACA
Perca fluviatilis (European perch) is the source of this 7574-nucleotide messenger RNA. It is a transcript of the gene crtc1b, whose product is annotated as CREB regulated transcription coactivator 1b. Gene Ontology annotation, molecular function: cAMP response element binding protein binding. Gene Ontology annotation, cellular component: cytoplasm; nucleus. Bases 54 to 1883 code for a protein of 609 amino acids. NCBI's taxonomy places the organism in Eukaryota, Metazoa, Chordata, Actinopteri, Perciformes, Percidae. Gene Ontology annotation, biological process: positive regulation of transcription by RNA polymerase II; protein homotetramerization. The record is from RefSeq and is a predicted model, not a curated record. The transcript has 14 exons.